Molecule: messenger RNA, 5444 nt
Organism: Panthera uncia (snow leopard)
Lineage: Eukaryota; Metazoa; Chordata; Mammalia; Carnivora; Felidae
Gene: MAP3K13
Product: mitogen-activated protein kinase kinase kinase 13
Exons: 15
Coding region: 332-3232 (966 amino acids)
Biological process (GO): protein autophosphorylation; JNK cascade
Molecular function (GO): ATP binding; JUN kinase kinase kinase activity; protein homodimerization activity
Source: RefSeq, a predicted model, not a curated record
UUCGGCCGGAAGUGAUGCACAGGAAGUUACGCCCUGGAGGCGGUCCCUGGUGGUGGAGGGCGUCGCGAUGGGAGGGGCGGAGCGUCUGUGGUCAUCCUGGAACCUUGGAUCCGGGGCAGUUUUGCAGAACACUGAUAUCAAUGGACUCUAACAUGGACUUCAUUUAAAGAAAUCCACCGACCAUUAUUGGACAAAAACAUGAAUCAAUUUGUAUUGUGGCAUUCAAAUCCUAGCACUUUGGGAAAGGUUUUGGAGCCCUCUCUUGCAUCAGAACUCUGUCCUCCUAAUCCUCUGAGUGUCAUCUCAGGAUCCUGGGCACACUCAUGGCACGAUGGCCAACCCUCAGGAGCACCUGAGCUGCUCCUCUUCCCCACACUUACCCUUGAGUGAAAACAGAACCUUCAAUGGACUACAAGAUGAGCUCACACCUACGGGGAGCCACCCUUCACCCAAGCUUCUUAAGGACCCGCAGGAAAAGGGGGGAGUACACGCAGAGCUAACCGAGAACAUGAACAGCCCCAUCACCACAACAGUGUUGACGAGUGUGAGCGAAGAUUCCAGGGACCAGUUUGAGAACAGCGUUCUUCAGCUAAGGGAACAAGAUGAAUCGGAAAUGGCCGUGUCUCAGGGGAACAGCAACACCACGGACAGAGAGAGCACAAGUGGAACCGAAGACAUCAAGAUUCAGUUCAGCAGGUCGGGUAGCGGCAGUGGUGGGUUUCUGGAAGGACUAUUUGGAUGCUUGAGGCCUGUAUGGAAUAUCAUUGGCAAGGCAUAUUCCACUGAUUACAAAUUGCAGCAGCAAGAUACUUGGGAAGUGCCAUUUGAGGAGAUCUCAGAGCUGCAGUGGCUGGGUAGUGGAGCCCAAGGAGCUGUCUUCUUGGGCAAGUUCCGAGCGGAGGAGGUGGCCAUCAAGAAAGUGAGAGAACAGAAUGAGACGGAUAUCAAGCAUUUGAGGAAGUUGAAGCACCCUAACAUCAUCGCUUUCAAGGGUGUUUGUACUCAGGCCCCAUGUUACUGCAUCAUCAUGGAAUACUGUGCCCACGGACAACUCUAUGAGGUUUUGCGAGCUGGCAGGAAGAUCACACCCCGAUUGCUAGUGGACUGGUCUACAGGAAUUGCAAGUGGAAUGAAUUAUUUGCACCUCCAUAAAAUUAUUCACCGUGAUCUCAAAUCACCUAAUGUUUUGGUGACUCACACAGAUGCAGUAAAAAUUUCAGAUUUUGGUACAUCUAAGGAACUCAGUGACAAAAGUACCAAGAUGUCCUUUGCUGGCACAGUCGCGUGGAUGGCACCAGAGGUGAUACGCAAUGAACCUGUCUCUGAAAAAGUCGAUAUAUGGUCUUUUGGAGUGGUGCUUUGGGAGCUGCUGACAGGAGAGAUCCCUUACAAAGAUGUGGACUCUUCAGCCAUCAUUUGGGGUGUUGGAAGCAAUAGCCUACACCUUCCAGUUCCUUCCACUUGCCCUGAUGGAUUCAAAAUCCUUAUGAAACAGACAUGGCAGAGUAAACCUCGCAACCGGCCUUCUUUCCGACAGACGCUCAUGCAUUUAGACAUUGCUUCUGCUGAUGUUCUUGCCACCCCACAAGAAACCUACUUCAAGUCUCAGGCUGAAUGGAGAGAAGAGGUGAAAAAACACUUUGAGAAGAUCAAAAGUGAGGGAACCUGUAUACACCGAUUAGAUGAAGAACUGAUUCGGAGGCGCAGAGAAGAGCUCAGGCAUGCUUUGGAUAUUCGUGAACACUAUGAGAGAAAACUUGAGCGGGCUAAUAAUUUAUACAUGGAACUGAGUGCCAUCAUGCUGCAGCUGGAAAUGCGGGAGAAGGAGCUCAUUAAGCGUGAGCAAGCAGUAGAAAAGAAGUACCCUGGAACUUACAAACGACACCCCGUCCGUCCAAUAAUCCACCCCAACGCCAUGGAGAAACUCAUGAAGAGGAAAGGUGCGCCUCAUAAAUCAGGGAUGCAGACCAAACGGCCAGAUCUGUUGAGAUCUGAAGGUAUCCCCAGUAUGGAGGUGGCUCCCGCCGCAUCCCCUUUGUCUGGAAGUCCCAAAAUGUCCACCUCAAGCAGCAAGAGCCGAUAUCGGAGCAAACCCCGCCACCGCCGAGGGAAUAGCAGAGGCAGCCAUAGUGACUUUGCAGCGAUCUUGAAAAACCAGCCAGUGCAAGAAAAUUCACCCCAUCCCACUUAUGUACACCAAGCUCAAUCCCAGUACCCUUCUUCCCAUCACCAUAAUCCUCUGCAGCAGCAAUACCAGCAAUGCCCUCCUGCCGUGCCUCAGAGUCACCAUCCCAGACUCAACAUGCACGGACAGGACAUUGCAACCUGCGCCAACAACCUGAGGUAUUUUGGCCCAGCAGCAGCCCUGCGGAGCCCACUCAGCAACCAUGCUCAAAGACAGAUGCCUGGCUCUAGCCCUGACCUCAUCUCCACAGCCAUGGCGGCAGAUUGCUGGAGAAGUUCUGAGCCUGACGAGGGCCCAGCUGGCCCCUGGGGCUGUUGUCAGGCUGACCCUUAUGACCCCUGCCUCCAGUGCAGGCCAGAACGGUGUGGUUCUUUAGACAUACCCUCUGCUGAGCCAGUGGGGAGGAGACCCGACCUUUUCAAGUCACCAGCACACAAUCCCCUCUCGGAAAAUGCCCAGGGUUCUGAGAAAAUGGAAGAAAAUGAAUUCAAAGGCUGUAGGUCUGCAUCAUCCCUUGGCAUCCCUCAUCACGUCACCCCCCCAGUGCUACCUCGAAACACAAGGCCCCUGCAAAAGAGUGGAGAUGACUCCUCAGAAGAAGAAGAAGGGGAAGUAGAUAGUGAAGUUGAAUUUCCACGAAGACAGAGGCCCCAUCGCUGUAUCAGCAGCUGCCAGUCGUAUUCAACCUUUAGCUCUGAGAAUUUCUCUGUGUCUGAUGGAGAGGAGGGAAAUACCAGCGACCACUCCAACAGUCCUGAUGAGUUAGCGGAUAAACUGGAAGACCGCCUGGCGGAGAAGCUAGAUGAUCUGCUGUCCCAGACGCCAGAGAUCCCCAUUGAGAUAUCCUCGCAUUCAGAUGGGCUCUCUGACAAGGAGUGCGCCGUGCGCCGCGUGAAGACGCAGAUGUCUCUGGGCAAGCUGUGUGCGGAGGAACGUGGCUACGAGAAUCCUAUGCAGUUUGAAGAAUCGGACUGUGACUCUUCAGAUGGAGAGUGUUCUGAUGCCACAGUCAGGACCAAUAAACACUACAACUCUGCUACUUGGUAAUGAAAGAAAACCCAUCCUGAAGAUCUCAUGACUAUACUGGCAUUUCAGAUCCAUCCCACCCCCAGACUCUUCCCACUCUCUCCCUGCUUUUUCGUCUGGGAAGAGAGCUGCCCCCUCUUUCUUACCCCUAGAAAUGAGCUGCAAUAACAGGAACAUGAGACUUCGCAAAUCUCUUGGAAAAAAAUAUCCAAAUGAAAUUAAGUCUCACUGAACAUUUCAAUCAAGAAUGGCAGGGAUCUAUUUUAUUGAAUAUUCUAGCUACUGUAACAUUGAUAUUUAUUUUUGUUUGACAUUUUAACACUUUGUACUGUAAAGAGUGAACUAUAUAUGAUAUAGAGACAGACACAAUAAUUUCUUGCAAAAAGAGAGAGAGAGAUAAAGGAAGAAAGAAAAAAAAGAAAGAAGUGGAAUUUAGGAGCAACAUCGUUGGGAAUUUGUGGGGCCAGGAGAUAUUAUUGCUACUUGAACAAUGGGGACCAGUUCUUUUGGCCAUAAGAGACGAAGAAGAGCCAGAGCAAGACAUACUGAUUAUUUUAGAAAACAAAGAAAAGCAAUUCCAGGUAACUUGUGAACAGACCACAUUAAGUUCAACCAGCUUGCCCACAUGGGUGAUGGAAAUGAUCUAGAAGAGACUGAUGACCAGAUACUUGCACCCAAGGUCCUUGAGGGCAUGUGCUUCCUCUAGGAGGAAAAAAGACAACUACACAUCUGGAAGCUGAUUUCAUUUUAAGAACUUGAAGCAGCAUUUGGUAGUGAGACUUACAGAUAGCAUCAAGCCUUGUCUUUGACAAAUGCUUCCCUUUUUAAUGCUGUCAUUGUCAUUACCUUGACAAAUGUGUUACCUUGACCAAUGUGUUGAUUUUUCAGACUCAAGUGCCAUUUUCGUAUAGCCUAUUUCCUUUCCACCUGUUGACCACUUCCUUUAGGAAAAAAGGCAGGGGGUGCCAAAAAGAGAAAAAGGAAAUUUACAACAGUAUUAGAAAAGCAAAUGUGGAAUUUGUGAAAGCGCAUUCUCACAAUGUCUCAGUUCAGCUACGUGAAGAAGAUCAGAUCACCCCUCUGUGGAACCAGGUUACUUGUCUACUAGAGUCAUAUUGAUUCAAACAGAACAGACUUUGAAGGCAGCUAGCGUGUGUGUGAGUCUGUCCAAAGUCCAAUCCCGAACCACCCCCUUGUUUUUAUUCAUUAACUCAUUCUAUCUGGGAAGCUUUAGUGCCUGGCUACCACUAUCAGGAUAAAGGCAGCAUAAGCAACUUGUAAAAGUCAACCCCUCCCACAUUACAGUAGCAUUUUUGUUAAAUGCAACUGGUAAAGUGUAUUUUACUGCACUUUGGAUCAAUGCAGUUAGAAUAAUUGAAUCUGGAAAUUUAUAGAAAGAACAACUGAUGCUGAGCAGCAAUUAGAGAGAUUUUACAUUGUCCAAGACAUGAGGUCCUGGCUUGUCUCUGGGGUCACAGUCUUUGAAAAGCAUCCCAAGGAAUUUCAUCAUGCCUCAGCUUCAAGGAAAUUUUUAUCUAGAAUUUUAUAUAAAAACGGGUGUUGGCCUAGUUUCCAUCUCUGUCUCCAAGAUAGGUUACUGUCAAACAACCUCUCUAGGCUCAAGACCUGAAGAACAUGGCUUGACUCUUUGACACUGCAUCACGUUGGACAUUAGGAAAGACUUACACAUUACAGGUAUUAAACUAUUUCCAACAAAGAUGAAAACGUUGCCCUCUGCUGGGGGUCGCCGAUUGCAUCAGCCAAAAAGGAAAGGUGGAGGGAAUUUAGAGCACUUCCUUUGCUUGUCUGAUCCCUCCAUGUGUUUACACUUUAUGUUGAGUCGUUGAUUUAAAAUUUAGUGUCUAUAAUUUAUAGCUCUUAGGUAAGAUGAAGGAAAAUGUUUAACUUAUACAGAGAGCAGUAUUGUUUGCAUUAAAUUAUUCCAUUUUGUAUAAAUUCUGUAGCUGGACUACAUGAAAGAUCUUAAGUUAUGGCAUUAUUAUCACUGUUAUUUUGUUUUAUAAUAAUUAUCAUUCUCAUUUUCUGUCGAUCAGAAGGUGUGGCUUUACAGUGUAGCACAAUGAUUGUGUUUAUUGCUAACCAUGAAUAAUUAUGGGUUUUUAUGAUUUUUAUGAAGGAAUGAAAAUGGAACUGCCAUUUGGGAGCUCCCUGGUAUUCAUCUUAGUUGUAUUCCCUCAUUUUCUGUGUGCAACAACAAUCAUCUGAGGAUGCG